CUUUUUCGUUUUUGAAAUUUUUUAAGUUCAGUUUGAUCACAAUUUUUUUUGUAAGGAUUCGAGGGCCUCCUGAGCUUGAGGGCCCCGAGGCCUUGCACCGCCUAGCCCCUGAGUAGCUAUGCCAUUGUUUAAAUCUUCGAUCUAGUAGAAGCUAAAGCAAUGUACUUUUAAGUUAUUUAUAACAAUACAAUAAAACGAUAAACAGUUACCCUGUUCUUUGACCUUAUGUAACCCUUAAAAACGAUAACUACUACGAGUUAUAUAAAGUAUAAUCAACAUAAAACAAGAAAGCAACCGGAAUGUUUAUCUCAAUUUCAUUGCUUUACAACUUAUCAACACAAAUAGAGUACCUUGUAAACUGAUCAAAUAAUAAUGUGAUAUAAUUAGAAAUACUACGUAAAUAGUGAAAUUAGUGUAUUGUAUUCAAGUGCCUAAUAAAAUUAGAAAAAAAUCGUUGGAAAAAAUUACCUACCGAUUAAAACAUGGAUGAACGGUACAAACUUUGGGGUGGUUGCUUCGAGGAAGAGCCCUCAGCGGUGUUGCGUCGUUUGAACGAUUCUCUAGGAGUGGAUGUGAGGUUAUUUCGAGAGGAUGUUAGAGGAAGCAAGGCAUGGGCCACCGAGUUACAUCGGAGUGGACAUCUUACUAUCGAAGAUUAUGAAUCAAUUCAACAUGGUCUCGAUAAAGUAGAACAAGAAAUAGAGCAAGAGUUGAGCAGCAACGGGCGUUUGAAUGACCCUGAAGAGGAUAUUCACUCGGUAGUGGAGAGACGGCUGCGCGCGCACGCCGGCGAGGCCGCAUUGCGCCUGCACACCGCGCGCAGUCGCAACGACCAGUCUGCCACCAACACCAAGCUGUGGAUGAUGAGCGCGUUAGGAAGAGCACAGAGUGAACUCUUAAAUCUGAUAUCUGUUCUACUAAAACGAGCACAAGAAGACAUAGACGUCAUCGCUCCAGGCUAUACACAUCUGCAACGUGCCCAACCAAUACGUUGGAGUCAUUUCUUGAUGAGUUAUGCUUGGAUGUUCCGGGAUGAUGUCUGUCGAUUAGACGAACAGAUAGGUCGACUUUCAUCAUGCCCCCUCGGCAGUGGCGCAAUUGCCGGUUGCGCUUUGCCUAUAGAUCGAAAUAGAUUAGCCGAAAGUCUAGGAUUUCAAAACGUGACGCCUAACUCAAUGUUUGCUGUCGGUUCGCGAGAUCACAUCGUUGAAUUUCUGAAUUGGUCAUCUCUAUGCGGCAUACAUCUAAGUAGAUUGGCAGAAGAUUUGAUCAUCUACAGCUCACAAGAGUUUGGCAUCGUACAACAUUCUGAUCAGUUCUCGACAGGUUCAAGCCUCAUGCCACAAAAACGUAAUCCAGACGGCUUGGAGUUAGUGCGUGGUGCCGCUGGUCUCUUGCUGGGAGAUUCCUUCUCAUUCUGCUGCAUUUUAAAAGGCUUACCGAGCACAUAUAACAAAGACUUGCAAACAGAUAAAGAAAUACUGUUUAGAUCGUAUGACAGAUUACUGGAUUGUUUAAAAGUAACGGCUGGAACUGUUUCUACUAUGAAGAUAAAUGCUAAGAAGGCAGAGAGUCUAUUGGAGCCCGGCAUGUUGGCGACUGACGUGGCUCACUGGUUGGUGAGGCGCGGGGUACCAUUCCGACGCGCACACCAUCUUGUCGGCGCCGCCCUCCGCCGCGCCACCGCACUGGGCCUUGACUUACAGCUCUUGCCGCACGCAGAGUAUACCAACAUAUGUGCAGAGUUUGGUUCAGAAAAAGAGCUGCGAGAAGUAUUUUCAUGGGAAGCAAGCGUAGAACAAUAUACAAGUGAAGGCGGCACAGCGAAGGAAGCUUUGCUGUUGCAGAUGCAACAACUGCAGCAGUGGCUACACAACUACAACAUUGUCCGUAACAAUUGUGAUAAAAAGAGAGAAUAAUGUUUAAGUUCAUGAGUACAACCCGCGGCACGUAACUUUAGCGCUGACCGUUUAUGCGCAGAAGUCUAAAAUACGGUAUCGGAGGGGGGCUAGAGGUAUGAAGGGCGGGCGUGCGUAGCGUCCGUAGCGGUGAUUGGCUCUCUAGUCGUAUUUGGUCCCCGGCACUGAUACGACGCUCCGCGAACUCCCAGUGUAGUCGCGUUCUGAAUUGUUUUGUUAUUGCUAUUAAUUUUUAUUGUUGGUUUUCGUUAAGUUUAUUUGUUAAAUAAAUUUGAACUAUAAACUACUCGUAUAACACCUACACUGUGAACUUUGUAAUAUAGAAGUAAUAACCACAAUAUUUUAUUUAAUAAGUAUAAUAUAAUUAUGCGUGCGUGACAGUACCUAUGCACAGCUAUACCCCACAUUUCGUUUAUAGCUAGACUUACUAUUUAACAUAAACAUUAAAAUAAUGUCAUUAAAAUUAUUUACUUAUAAUAAACGUAAUAAUUGUAUUGUGUGCGCGACAGUACCGAUGCGCAGCUAUCCCCACCGUGUUUCGCUCAGCGCUAAAGUUACGUGCCGCGGGUUAUAGUCUACUGGAAAGCUACGAGUAGGUCGUAGCUUUCCUAUAAACUUCCCAGACAUCAGACUUUAUGAUGACUAUUGAAAUAGGUUACUUGCCUGCAUACGAAAACAAGAAGAUUUUUCAUUCACAUCUAAACUGCACAUAGGUAUAGUUUAGAUGUCUAGAAAAUUGAAUCACAUUUUUAUUUGUGAAAAUAAUCUCGUAAUUGUAAUAUUUUUAUAAAAAAAAAAAUAGAAGUGCUUUGUAAUUCUGUAAUUGAAAAUCUCUGGUGAAUUAAUAGGUAUGUUUUUGUAUAAAUCGUAUAAAUCUAGAUGUCAAUGGUGUAUUGACAAUUUUAGCGAACACAAUUUGACCAAAUAAGUGUAUUAUGUAAUCUUUUUAUUCUGACCGUCAAUUUAAUUGCACAUCCUGUAUUACUUUUCAUAUUAUAUAGACAUUUUUUAACAUUUAAUCGUGUAAUAUUUUCUCAAUGUUAAUUUAUGGGUUAAAAUAAAAACGGAACUUUUUUUAAAACAUAUAUUGUACCAUAUUAUUUAAAACUAAAUUUACCCUUUGAAGUAUACUACGAAUUAUACAAGAUAUAUUUACAAAAUGUAAUCGAUUACAAAAACAGGAUUUGUUAAAUUUUCAUUUAGAAACGUUACACGAUUUUUAGGUUACGGAACAUUGAUUACACUCUAUUCACAAAACUUAAGAUAUUAUUUUCUAAAAAGUAUUUCAAUUUUUCAGUCAGCAAAUACUAUUGUAUUUUCUUGUAUCAUAUAUAAAAUCUUCAUGAUGUCUGUCUGUACAGUAAAAAUAUUGGGACGUUGAAUUAUAAACCCAAAACAAUGUUUAUUUUGGUUUGUUUUAAAGAUUAUGUUUAUACAAAAUUAAUUUUAAAUUACAAAAA
Molecule: messenger RNA, 3379 nt
Organism: Bicyclus anynana (squinting bush brown)
Lineage: Eukaryota; Metazoa; Arthropoda; Insecta; Lepidoptera; Nymphalidae
Gene: Argl
Product: argininosuccinate lyase
Exons: 8
Coding region: 483-1919 (478 amino acids)
Cellular component (GO): cytosol
Molecular function (GO): argininosuccinate lyase activity
Source: RefSeq, a predicted model, not a curated record